GUGAUGUUGGUAGUGGACACCCCUCCCCCAUGCUUCAUAACACCCAUAACACCAGUCAACGCAAGGGACAGAAGAGGAGGAGGCAACACCUUGAUUGCUGCUACUGUCUGUGUGCUCCUGUGGCGGACCCAGAGAUUGCCACAUGGGUAUUCGCAGGCUCGGUGUAAAUGACAGAUUUCAUUGAAAGCAACAUGUUUCGACCCUCUGUACCCAGCGAGUACCUUCUCAAGAAGCCUAAGAAAAAACUUAGGGUGGACGAAAAUGACUCGAGAUACAAGGCCUUGUCGGCACUACGUUCGCCUGAAGGGCCGAGAUUUCCUGGUGUGAACAUCGCACUAUGGCAGAGCGUCAACAACAACAACAACAAUAAUAGCAACUGCAUCAACAACAACUACAGCAGCUACAAUAACAACCAUUCACCCAGCGGAAGACGAGUUUCAACAAAUGACCCUGAGAGCCGUCACAGUCCUUCAUACUGUGAGAAUGUGAGACAGGUCUUAUCUGAGGGAGAGAGGGAGAGUUUCAUACCAUGCCAUGGGUCAAAUUCUGCUAUUACUCACGUGCCCACAAGCACCAUGAAGACAAUUUCUCAGACGCUUCAACCAAAAGGAAGCCCACUGGUGAACAGAACGUGCAAUUCAACGACAUAUCCUUGUGUCGAGCAGACGAUCCUCACAAAUCCUACUUCAGAGGUUCUGUCAGGUGUGCCACAUCAGCAAGAACAAAUUAACACCCAGGAAAACGCCUCACCUGAGUCCAAUAACGAGAGUUCAGAUGCCGUGUUACCCGUCUACAAAAGAUGUGACCCUAAUGUCACAUCUUUCGUAGACUUAAACAGACGUCCAUUUCCUUGCACUGGCCCAGGGUUAGAGUUGUCUCAGGCGAAUAUUAGGCUAGUGAAUGUGUCAGAUAUGCAGAGACAGUUCACACUGAUGAAUCUUCAGCGCUAUGAAAAGGACACCACUUUGUUGAGAAGUGACACUCUUAAUAUACUCACACCCAGCACAUUUCGCAAAUUUAUGUGUGAUGGCUUAUCGACAGUUAGCAAGGACUCUAGUGAGCUUACCAACUCAGUCGAAACAUCAGUCACUGAAAUAGAGGUGAUAAUGGGAAAAAACCUCCAUAACAAGCUACUCAGUAACAGCUCUGGGUCUUCUGAAGGAACCUUAUCUGCCCUUUCGAAAGCACUGAGUUUUCUACAAACGUUUCAAAGCGAUAAACUAAUGAAUAUCAACGUGGGUAAACGGCAGAGAAUUCAACGCCUUUUUCGAUAUCUGCUGGGAGUCAGGUGGAAGAUGGAAGAGAAAAAGGAAAGCAAAGAAAUUCUCGUAGAUGGAGAAGUGAUGGAUGAGGAUGAUGGUUGUGAAGAGGGAGGUGGGGGAUGUGAAAAGAAGAGGCGGCCUCAGACAGCUCGUCCAGUAAUCCCUGGGAACGGCACUGCUCCUGUUGCUGCUAUUCCCAAAAGAAUACGCCCAAAGAAAAAAAGAGUGUUUGGGGCUGGUCGCCGGGUGCGACGGUCGCUGGGUCGUGGUUGCCGCUACAUAGGUCACGGCCUGGCUAACAUAACCACCUACCUCCCUGAAGCAGCAUACUUGGGCUCUGUGACCCUUACCGGAAGCUACACCUGCGAGUUCUCCUCCGAUGACUACAUCACUAGCGAUUAUAUGUAACCAGGCGAUUACAUCCUAGCGAUUGUAAUGCUGGAGUCUAAUGACUAUAACCUAGCAAUUAUCUGCAGCUCAUUGACAGCACCACUUAUGAUUAUCAUCGUCUAAUGGAUACACGGAGACGAUAUCAGUAGCGACAAAUCUAACAGCAUCACGAAGAGUCUUUUCUAUAUCCCCCCUGGGCGGGAGGUGAGAGGCAAUCAGGUUUGACCCUGUGUAGGCUGGCAGCCACAAUACCAAUGCAAGAAGAGGCACAUUCCAGUUACUGGUCCAAGAAUAUUGUUAUUAUUACUAUACUGGGUUAUCCUAGGUUCUCUACACAUAUGCUGAUAUGUAUGAUAAUCUACGUAACUGUAUUUGUGCAUACCUGAAUAAACUUACUUACACUGACAACUGUUUCAUGCCGGCGGCACUGGCAUGGAAUGGAGGUAAUAAAUACAUCAUUGUCCUUAAUCUAGAUAAAAGUAGAUAGUCCUCAGCAGAAAGCCUCGGUGUUGGCUCUAAGAGUCCUCUGGCCAUAUUCGUCUUACUCAUGGAUAUCUCAUGAAGAGGCGCCCUGCUCCUCUCUGUGAGAAUUGUCAGGUUCCAUUAUCGGUCAGCUACAUUCUGUUAGACUGCCCACUUUAUCAACGAGCACGCAGAAUUUACCUCCAACGUUGUCUUCGCUCCGCUGCUCUCUCUUUACCUUCCCUUCUCUCUGAUGGACCCACCUUUCAUCCGGACUCUUUCAUUGACUUUUUGACAACAACUGACUUAUUCCACAAACUCUGAUGAUACCUUCAGCCCUUUCUACCUCAAUAUCUUGCUACCCUCUACCCCUGCCCCGCUGUUUUCUGUAACCUACUAAUCAUCCCUACCCCCUUUUGCCGCCCGAUACCCUCGCUUCCUUCCCUACCCUGCAGCUCUGUAUAGCCCUUGUGGCUUAGCGCUUCUUUUUGAUUAUAAUAACAAUAAGAGUCCUCUGCUAAAUGUAUUUCUCAUGUUUCUCUCUCUCUCUCUCUCUCUCUCUCUCUCUCUCUCUCUCUCUCUCUCUCUCUCUCUCUCUCUCUCUCUCUCUAUCUAUCUAUCUAUCUAUCUAUCUAUCUAUAUAUACAUAUACAUAUAUACAUAUAUAUCACUUUCUAGUUUUCCCCACAAGCUUAGAUUAAUAUUUCAUACUUUAUAAAUGUAUCCGUUAAUAUCUCCUGUAAAUAACUCAUUACCACUUCCAAUGAAUCUUCGAGAUCCAUUCCUCGACCCAUUAAUUGUAACUCAAUAAUCUCGUAACUGCUGCCCACGGAAUGGGUAUAAGGGCAUAAUACAGCGUCAAAUUAAAAUUAUUCAUAUUAAUAAAGAGUAUGAAUGCA
Cherax quadricarinatus is the source of this 3013-nucleotide messenger RNA. RefSeq lists its product as uncharacterized. NCBI's taxonomy places the organism in Eukaryota, Metazoa, Arthropoda, Malacostraca, Decapoda, Parastacidae. The record is from RefSeq and is a predicted model, not a curated record.